Neoarthrinium moseri is the source of this 1419-nucleotide messenger RNA. RefSeq lists its product as uncharacterized. Gene Ontology annotation, molecular function: hydrolase activity, hydrolyzing O-glycosyl compounds. The record is from RefSeq and is a predicted model, not a curated record. Bases 1 to 1419 code for a protein of 472 amino acids. Gene Ontology annotation, biological process: carbohydrate metabolic process. The transcript is spliced from 2 exons. NCBI's taxonomy places the organism in Eukaryota, Fungi, Ascomycota, Sordariomycetes, Amphisphaeriales, Apiosporaceae.
AUGCGUUUGACAACUCAGCUGGCAGCUGUGCUGCCGCACCUUGUCGUACUUUCUUAUUCCCAACAGAUUGGAAACCUCGUCCCAGAGGUGCAUCCGAAGCUCACAACCCAAGUAUGCACCAGAGCGGGCGGUUGCGUAUCGCGCCAGACGUCUCUGGUGACAGACGCCCUCUCACGCUUUUUCCACGCUGUGGGGGAGCCCUCGGUCUCGUGUAACCCAGUGAACGCAACGCUCUGCCCCGACGCUGCAACAUGCACACGUAGCUGCGCGCUGGAGGGUGUCGAGUAUGGCAGCAUUGGCGUUCUGACGAAAGGGUCUGCCCUGACCAUGCGUCAAUUCCUCCCGAAUGGUCAGGGCUUGCAAGCCGUCAGCCCCAGAGUAUCGCUUCUGGCCGAAGACGACGAGAAUUACGAGCUGCUGAAGCUGGUCAACCAGGAAUUCAGCUUCGAUGUUGACGUGAGUCAACUGGGAUGCGGCAUGAAUGGCGCCUUGUAUCUGUCCGAGAUGGAAGCGUCCGGUGCGAGGAGCGAUUCGAAUCCUGCGGGCGCUGCGUAUGGAACGGGGUACUGUGAUGCACAAUGCUUCAAUACCACUUGGAUCAACGGAAUGCCCAACCUCAACAGCUCCGGCGCAUGUUGUAACGAGAUGGAUAUCUGGGAAGCCAACUCGUUGGCCACCGCAACAACGCCUCAUCCAUGUAACGAAGCUGGCUCCUUCACCUGUGAGGGUGCCGCUUGCGGACGUACCAACGCUGGUGCUUGCGAUAAGGACGGAUGUGGCUUGAACCCGUUUGGCGCAGGAGUCAAGAACUUCUAUGGGCCAGGAAUGACCGUGGAUACCAGGAGCCCAUUUACCGUGGUGACACAGUUUCUGACCUCCGACAACUCCUCGGCCGGCACUCUGAGCGAGAUCCGGCGAAUGUACAUCCAGAACGGCACCGUCGUUCAACAAAGUCCGGCGACGCAGGGCCCGCAAUUGGAAGCAAUCAGUACGAUUGAUCAGAACUUCUGCUCGGCGAAGAACGCGUCCAGCUUCGAGCGGCUGGGCGGUCUUGAGACCAUGGGUGCAUCACUUCAGCGUGGAAUGGUGCUCUUAUUUAGCAUCUGGACAUCGCAGGGCGACUUCAUGAACUGGCUGGACUCGGGGAGUGCCGGGCCUUGUUCAAACAUCUCAGGUAAUCCCGAGACUAUAAUGGCAGAAAACCCCGAUGCUUCAGUUACUUUUUCAAACAUCAGGUGGGGCGAAAUCGGGUCGACAUUCAACACGUCAACCACCAUAGGGUCCGGUGCUGCAGUGCUUGAUGCCCAGGCGAGUGCUCUAGAGGCCGGGAGGGUGACCAGCAAUGCGGUAGUGAGGUUACCCUUAGCUCAUGGCUUGUUGGUGGCUAUAGCUACCACUUUUAUGAAAUUGUUACUCUAG